AUGGUUCCAGGCGCCGGGCUCCCCGCCUCCCCGGCGCUGUGCGGACCGCGAGCCCGAGCGGCGGCGGCGCGGGACCCCAGGGCCCCGGAGUGCGCGGUGCCGGGCACGCUGCUGCUGCUGCUCGCCUACCUGGCCUACCUGGCCCUGGGCGCCGGCGUGUUCUGGGUGCUGGAGAGCCCCGCGGCGCGCGACUCCAGCGCGAGGUUCCAGCGCGACAAGUGGGCUCUGCUGCGGAACUUCACGUGCCUGGACGGCCCGGCGCUGGACUCGCUGAUCCGGGGCAUCAUCCAAGCCUACCAAAGUGGGGACAUUGUCCUUGGCAACACCACCAGCAUGGGGCGCUGGGAGUUCGUGGGCUCCUUCUUCUUUUCCGUGUCUACCGUCACCACCAUUGGCUAUGGCAACCUGAGCCCCCGGACCAUGGCCGCCCGCCUCUUCUGCAUCUUCUUUGCUCUUGUGGGGAUCCCGCUCAACCUCGUGGUGCUCAACCGACUUGGGCAUCUCAUGCAGCAGGGGAUGCACCGCUGUGCCCGCAGGCUGGGGGGCACCUGGCAGGACCCGGCCAAAGCUCGGUGGCUGGUGGGCUCCAGCACCCUCCUCUCAGGCCUCCUGUUUUUCCUGCUGCUGCCCCCGCUGCUCUUCUGCCACAUGGAGGGCUGGAGCUACGUGGAGAGUUUCUACUUCGCCUUCAUCACCCUCAGCACCGUGGGCUUUGGCGACUAUGUGAUUGGGAUGGACCCCUCCCGGAGGUACCCGCUGUGGUACAAGAAUACAGUGUCCCUAUGGAUCCUCUUUGGGAUGGCGUGGCUGGCCUUGAUCAUCAAACUCAUCCUCUCCCUGCUGGAGACACCAGGGAGAUCGUAUUCCUAUCACCACAGCUCCAAAGAGAACUUCAAGGCCCAAAGCUGGAGGCAGAGCCCGGAUGGGGAAGCAGAACCCCGUUCGCCACAGCCAGGAUGCUCUCCGGAGGAGCCUAUGGGAAUCAUCCAGCACCCAGAACCCUCUACUCAGGUCUCAUGCUGUGGAGAGGGCAACUAGUUAUAUACUACAGUAUGUGUUCCAUCUUCUUCCUCAGCAACAAGACCCCUCGUUUUAAGCUUGGCACAUGAUCAUCCAGACUAAAGACUACAUUUUUUAAAAUCUCCCCUUGAGGCUAUUUGCAGCUAUAUGCUUAAAUUCUGAAUACACAGAGAAGUAUCCUGUGCGACUUAAGAACAUGAUUUUUCGUAGCAGUGGGGUAGGGGGGCACGUGCUCCUCUUCGCUACUCCUUUUUCUCGCUGGCUGCAAUGCUGAUAUAGUGGCUGGAGCAUUGGCAGCAGUGCUGCACCCUGAGGAAGAGGCCGUGUUCAAGAUUGGUGACACAGUAAGAUAGGAAGAGCCCGGGUUCCUGAUGGUUGCAUAACAAUCCUGGACUUGAACACCUCUAGACUUCACUUGUGGGAGAGAGAAAUAAAUGUCGACCCUAUCUACUACAA
This is a messenger RNA of Canis lupus familiaris (dog), 1476 nucleotides long. It is a transcript of the gene KCNK17, whose product is annotated as potassium two pore domain channel subfamily K member 17. Gene Ontology annotation, biological process: stabilization of membrane potential; potassium ion transmembrane transport. Lineage: Eukaryota; Metazoa; Chordata; Mammalia; Carnivora; Canidae. The coding region runs from base 1 to 1038 and encodes 345 amino acids. The record is from RefSeq and is a predicted model, not a curated record. Gene Ontology annotation, cellular component: membrane. The transcript has 5 exons. Gene Ontology annotation, molecular function: potassium ion leak channel activity.